Solea senegalensis (Senegalese sole) is the source of this 2026-nucleotide messenger RNA. RefSeq lists its product as uncharacterized. The record is from RefSeq and is a predicted model, not a curated record. The coding region runs from base 97 to 1086 and encodes 329 amino acids. NCBI's taxonomy places the organism in Eukaryota, Metazoa, Chordata, Actinopteri, Pleuronectiformes, Soleidae. The transcript has 7 exons.
UGUCACAAUAUUAAAGUAGACGGAUAUUUUCCGUCGUCGGUGUUUUCUGUGUGCUAACUAAACUGAAGUUGUUUGAUUUUUAACAAUCUCAAAAACAUGCAGAACCACAUGGAGGUAAUAAAGGACUUUGCAGAGACUCAUGUGGUCGCCCUCUCUCUUGCCUUUGUCGCAGGUGCCGGUGUGCUGGGCUUCCGUAGGUGGAUGGCUGGGAACGUGUGCCGGAGCAAGGUCAGACUGGAAGGGAAAACAGUCCUGAUCACAGGAGCCAACACUGGCAUUGGGAAGGAGACGGCCCUGGACAUGGCCCAUCGGGGAGCCAGAGUAAUCCUAGCCUGCAGGGACAUGACUAGAGCCCGUAUCGCCGCUGAUGAGAUCAGGCAGAAGAGUGGGAACGGCAAUGUGGUGGUGAAAAAACUGGACCUGGCCUCACUGCAGUCUGUCAGAGACCUAGCCAAAGACAUCCAGGAAAGCGAGGAACGUUUGGACAUCCUUAUCAACAAUGCGGGCAUCAUGAUGUGUCCUAAGUGGCAGACAAAGGAUGGCUUUGAAAUGCAGUUCGGUGUUAACCAUCUGGGACACUUCCUCUUCACCAACUGUCUCCUUGACCUGCUGAAGAAGUCGGCUCCAAGUCGAAUUGUCAUUGUCUCCAGCCUAGCACACGAGAAAGGUCAAAUUCAUUUUGAUGACAUCAACCUGGAUAAAGACUACUCACCUGUCAAGAGCUACCGCCAAAGCAAGCUGGCCAACGUGCUCUUCGGCAGAGAACUGGCUACAAGACUGCAAGGAACUGGUGUGACAGUGUACAGCCUUCACCCCGGGGUCAUCCGCACAGAGUUAGGCCGCCAUUUCUUUCCUAACUUAGCGCUGUGGAAGAGGAUCAUAGCGAUUCCAUUGGCAAUGCUGAUCAAAACUCCCUGGGAAGGAGCCCAGACCACCAUCUACUGCGCUGUGGACGAGAGCUUGGCAAAUGACAGCGGCCUCUACUACAGCGACUGUGUCCCUAAAAAGCCGGCACCACAGGCCCUGGACGAUGCUGCAGCCAAGAAGCUGUGGGACCUCAGUGCGUCCAUGGUUGGUCUGGCGUAAACACAUCUGUCUGUCCUGGCUCUACCUGCUCCUUCUCCUGCUGGAGUGAGUGGCUGUGUUUACAUGGGUAUCUUGUAUGCAUCUUGUAAGACAUUACACUAAUCAAUCAUGCUUCACUAUUUUACAAGAUUUAAUCACGACUACAAAAUGUUGCACUAUUUAAUCUACAACUCCUUAUCAGUUGAUUUAAUAUUAAAACUCUGUGCACUGCCUAAUCAGUUUGUAUAUGUUGCCCUCUUAUAUACAAUUUGUGCUGCUAUAUCCUCAGUUAAACCAGGUGAUACUUGCUUUAUAAUCUACCGUCUUGGCUGAUUGACUGUAUGUUAUACAAUGAGCUUUGAACAUGUUUUGGUUUGUAGUUAUGAUUAUGCUGCAAAUUCCAAGAGACAUUGAAGGCUUCAAACUGCUGUGUGUAAUCACGCCGUCGCACAAUAAUUACCACGAUGCAGCGGGGUGAUUGUACAGAUUCUGUAACAACCUCACUGCAGAAACACACUCUCAGAAACACUGGAAAGCAAUACUACAGUUUAACUCUACAAGGGAAGGAGGGUGAGAGCCGAUUUGUGACCAGGUUGAAGAGGCAAGCUGACACGGUCACUUAAAGGCUGGUAAGUGACCUUAAGUGCUGGCAGUGGUGAGGAGAUUUGAUCCUCCGCCUUGUGUUGAGAGGGAGUGCGCAGGAGAUCCACAUAGACUCGUCAUGUUACUCAUGUGCUCUUUGUGUGUGUCUGUGUGUGUGUGUGUGUGUGUGUGUGUGUGUGUGUGUGUGUGUGUGUGGUUCUUGUAGGCAUGGUGGAUGACGUUUGUUGUAUCAUGACAAGAUAUUUAUGGUGUUUUCUUUCUCUUGAAGUGAAGAUUUAAUGACGAGCCUGUUAAAGUGUAAAACAGGGUUGACAACACUAAUGUAAAACCUCUGGCAAUAAAUGUUUAUGAAAAAAAA